AUGAGGAGAUUUUUAUUGAGACUUGGAGAUGGUGGUGAACCUGUGGAGAGUUGUUCUAACGGUAAAGGGGUUUUGGUUUUGCCCAGCGUUCCAUUUCCGAAGAACAAGAGGGACGUGGAUCCGUUGUUCACUGUGAGGUUGGUGAUAGCUGCAGGGUGUCCAAUAUCGCGGGAUGGAUUAGUGUGGACUAAUUGUCCUCUUGAUAGUGGGAGUGAGUUCAUUAGGAGUAAGUUCCAUAAGCAUCUGAUCAGGACGAGUUUUCAUCAGGAUGCAUAUGUGGAUCUGAAUGUUUUCGUCCCUGGAUCAUACUGUUAUUACGUAUCGUUUAAGGGUGAUAAAGACAAGUUAGAUACGACUCGGAAGUUUUAUUUUAUAGUACCUCCUGCAUUAUAUAUUGGGGAUCGCUAUUUGCCUAUGGGUAGUCUUUCUGUGCAAACGCUUGUGUCUAAGUGGAUUGAUAAGAAUGAUUGGUCGGCUAUGUUUAGCAAAGUUGCAGAAAAAGGAUAUAAUAUGAUUCAUUUCACUCCUCUUCAGAAAAGGGGGAAAUCAGAUUCACCGUAUUCGCUUUUCGAUCAAUUGCAGUUCGACCCCACGUUUUUUCAGGACAAGAAUGAUGUAAUACAGAUGGUGAACAAGUUGCACAAGGAGUAUGGAAUUUUAACCAUGACUGAUGUUGUUUUUAACCACACUGCUAGCGAUUCCCUCUGGCUGCUGGACCACCCUGAAGCGGCGUAUAACAUGGAGACUGCUCCACAAUUGAUCUCUGCCAUGGAACUGGAUCAUGAAUUGAUAAAGUUCAGUGAUAACAUGGAGGAAUUAGGCUACCCUAUAAUUAUAAAAUCAACAAGUGAUUUGUUGCAUGUAAUUGAUGGAAUCAAAACCCAUGUAUUAAAUCAUCUAAAAUUGUGGGAGUUCUAUGUUAUUAAUGUGCAAAAGACGUUGGCUGAAGUGCCUGCCAAAUGGAAUGCAACUGAUGAUGUAGAUAUUGAAGUCCCUGAGGAUAUAAAAUAUGACCUUACCAAGCUUGCCGAGUAUGUUCGCACGUGUGCAGCAGAAAAGAAUUUUACUUCAUUAAGCACUAGAUAUUCCAAUCAGCUCAAUAUCCUCAAGUUUAUUAGCAUUUUAAAGGGUUUGUAUGGAACCACAUGGGGAGGAGAGACACAGCAGGAGGCGGUCAAAAUCUUGGAUGCAGUUAAUUUACCGCUCUAUAAAGAUUAUGAUACGGAUGUAGCAGCAAUUUUGGAGCAGCUAUAUAAUAGAAUCCGUUAUUUAAGACUUGACCCAACCGGCCCGCAGCUCGGAAAAAUAACCAAGGAAUGUCCCCUCACUGAAUGCUAUUUCACAAGGGUCACUGCAAAAAACGGAAAGGAAUAUUCCUUUGCAAACAAUGGUUGGAUAUGGAAUGGUAAUCCGUUGGUCGAUUUUGCCUCAAGUGACUCUAGAGCAUACUUACGAAGAGAAGUCAUUAUUUGGAGCGAUUGUGUUAAGUUGAGAUAUGGAAAUGGCCCCGAAGACUCUCCGUAUUUAUGGGAGAGGAUGUCAAAGUAUAUCACUUUGAAUGCAGAAAUAUUUGACGGCUUCAGAAUUGAUAAUUGCCAUUCGACACCUUUGCAUGUCGGUGAAUACUUUUUGGAUCUAGCAAGGAAAGUAAAUCCAAACUUGUAUAUUACGGCAGAACUUUUUACCGGGAAUGAGGCGCUUGACUGCUUGUUUGUGGAAAGAUUGGCUAUCUCAUCCUUGAUUAGGGAGGCCAUGCAAGCUUCGUCUGAAGAGGAGUUAUCAAGUAUUGUUCACAGAUAUGGUGGUAAGCCCAUUGGUUCUUACCACUACAUGCCUCUGGAUGACUUCCCCUAUUCGGCUCAACUACCCAAAGAUGAUAUUUCCCUCCCUGAAUUUGGUUUUAUUCAGCAGAAUGCCAACCCAGAAGGUAUUUCAUAUGCGGUUCCAAACGUUUUAACUGCUACUUCGCCACAUGCAUUGUUUAUGGAUUGCACGCAUGAUAAUGAAACGCCAUACCAGAGAAGAACUUUGGAAGACACGCUACCAACAGCUCUAUUGGUUUCAUUCUGUUCUUCAGCUAUCGGUUCAGUAUAUGGAUAUGAUGAGGUUUAUCCUCAUCAACUAGAUUUGGUACAAGAGAACAGAACGUAUUCCGUUCAGCAUGGUGAUGGCAUAUCGAAUGUAAGAUCCAAGUUGAAUAAAAUUAGAUCUUUGAUGGUUGCUAACAGCGAUAGUAUCGAGGACUCUGAGAUGUAUCUACAUCACGAUUGGCAGUAUAUCACCUGUCACAAAACCCAUGCAAAAAGUCCGGACGGGUGGUUCUUGAUUGCGAGAACAAAAUUUUUCGAUGAUGGUAAGGAGCAAACUUUACCUGACAUAACUUUAUCCAGUAUAAAGUGUAAGUUGGAAUUCAGUUACUCAUUGGAAAAGAUUGGUGAUGUACCUGCUGAAGAUGAUAGCGUCAUACAUGGUAUUCCUACGCGACUAAACAAACUCGAUGGUUUUGUGGUUAAAUACGACUCUGAACAAAAUGUCUCGACUAUCAGUUUACCAGAAUAUUUCCCUAAAGGGUCGAUAGCCGUGUUUAGGACUACCCAACUCGGUUUUGAUAAAGAUCUGGAUCAAUUCAUUAAAUCCGGCAUUGUCUCAGCUACCGAAAAUUUAAAUUUGUACAGUUUAAACACAAUCCUUUACAGAUGCAACGCAGAAGAGCUAGAUAUCACAUCUGGACGCAUUGGCGUAUAUUAUGUUCCAAAUUAUGGAGAACUGUGCUAUUGUGGUUUACAAGGAUGGGUUUCUGUCCUGAAGGAUGUGAUAUUUCGUAACGAUUUAGCUCAUCCACUAAGUGAACACCUUCGAAACGGUCAUUGGGCAAUGGAUUACAUGGUGGAUAGAUUAAACGAAUAUGCUGAAAAUGCAGGUAUUUCUGAAAUCAAAGAAUGGUUAAGAUUGCGUUUUGAAAGGGUGAAACUUUUGCCUUAUUACUUAAUUCCUAGAUACUUUGCCUUAGUUGUAGGUGUCGCAUACGCUGCGUGCCGUUGCAGGGCAAUGUCAUUGAUGCCCAAGCACAUUAGCUGCGCCACUUUAUUUGUACAAAGAUUGGCAAUGAUGUCGAUUCAACUGGUUUCUAAAGUUCAGUCUGCUUCAUUAUAUCCUGACAUAAACGUUCCCUCAAUGGCAGCAGGAUUGCCUCAUUUUUCCACCGGACAUAUGAGAUGUUGGGGUAGAGAUGUCUUUAUUUCAUUGAGAGGCCUUUUGGUUAUUACAGGUAGAGUAAAUGAUGCUAAAGCGCAUAUUCUAGGCUUUGCAAAAACGUUGAAGCAUGGUUUGAUUCCAAACCUUCUCGCAGCUGGCAGAGAACCAAGAUACAAUGCGCGCGACGCCACAUGGUUUUUCUUACAGUCUGUCCAGGAUUAUAUCACAAUUGUUCCGGAUGGCGAACAAAUAUUGAAUGAAAAGGUCACUAGAAGGUUUCCAUUAGAUGACAGAUAUAUUCCUUAUGAUGACCCAGAGUGCUUCACACACGUAUCCUCGGUUGAAGACAUAAUCUAUGAAAUUUUUGCGAGGCAUGCAAGGGGUAUAAAGUAUCGUGAAGCAAAUGCCGGUCCAGAUUUAGACAGAGUUAUGAAGGACAAUGGUUUCAACGUGGAAGUAACUAUUGACUGGGACACUGGUCUUAUCCAUGGAGGGUCUCAAGACAAUUGUGGAACCUGGAUGGAUAAAAUGGGUGAGAGCAAGAAGGCAGGCACUUACGGAGUUCCUGGCACACCAAGAAAUGGAGCAGCUAUUGAAAUAAAUGGAUUGUUGAAGAGCGCACUAAGAUUCGUCAUAGAUUUAAAUGAACGUGGGUUGUUCAAAUACAAAGAGGUAGUCCGAUCAGAUAAUUCUAAGAUUACAUUCAAAGAAUGGAACAGACUAUUGCAAAACAACUUUGAGAGGUUUUUUUACAUACCGAAGGAUCCUUCCAGAGAUUCCGACUACGAAAUAAAUCCUAUCCUUGUUAAUAGACGUGGUAUAUACAAAGAUUUGUUUGGGACCGGUAAACCAUAUGAAGAUUAUCAACUACGCCCUAAUUUUGCCAUUGCAAUGACCGUUGCACCAGAACUCUUCACUCCAGAAUUUGCAAUGGGUGCCCUAGAAAUAGCGGACAACUUCAUUAGAGGCCCCAUUGGUAUGGUAACCCUCGACCCCAGUGACUCCGAUUAUUAUCCAUAUUACGUAAACAGCGAAGACUCAUAUAACGCACACACGGCAAAGGGCAGAAACUACCACCAAGGUCCUGAAUGGGUCUGGUGCACCGGUUUUUUCUUACGGGCUUACCAUCACUUCAACGUCCAAGCAACCUCAAAGGCACUAGUAUCAAAGAGAAAAAUCUCUUCUUCUCUCUAUCAUCAGUUGUCACGCAGAUUGGACGGUCACCGUAACUGGAUAGCUGAAAGCCCCUGGGCAGGUCUAACAGAACUCACCAACAAAGAUGGCCAGUUCUGUCACGAUUCUAGCCCAACACAGUCUUGGUCCAGCGGCUGCCUACUGGAUCUUUUCUACGACUUGUGGAGUGAAUAUGAAAAUUUUUGA
Messenger RNA from Eremothecium cymbalariae DBVPG#7215, 4575 nucleotides. It is a transcript of the gene GDB1, whose product is annotated as bifunctional 4-alpha-glucanotransferase/amylo-alpha-1,6-glucosidase. The transcript has a single exon. Gene Ontology annotation, molecular function: 4-alpha-glucanotransferase activity; amylo-alpha-1,6-glucosidase activity. Bases 1 to 4575 code for a protein of 1524 amino acids. Lineage: Eukaryota; Fungi; Ascomycota; Saccharomycetes; Saccharomycetales; Saccharomycetaceae. The record is from RefSeq and is a predicted model, not a curated record. Gene Ontology annotation, biological process: glycogen biosynthetic process; glycogen catabolic process.